AUGUUUCAUCAACUAAAUAGAGUCACAGGUCGGGUCGUUGCUGCCACCAAUUUACAAAGCCCACUUUUUCCCGUGGUUCCAAUUGCGUUGCAACGGGUGGACCCACCAGCUAUUCAGUAUAACACCACUCACAUGUCCACUGUAUCGGAUGCCUGCUCCACCGAAACAAGACGUAAAAUUCCUGGUACCAAUGAGUUCUACGCACCAUUAUCCCCAAAGCUCCGUAAAGAUCAGGAACGAUUCCAGAAAGAGGAUGACAUACCAGUCUUCUUGAAAGGUGGACCAUUUGAUGCAAUCCUUUACCGUUUCACCCUCCUACUCUGUGUGGCUGGAAUGAUUGGAGUUGGUCACACUGUUUACAUCCAUGCUGUACCCCAAAAUAAGUAA
Molecule: messenger RNA, 387 nt
Organism: Leptosia nina
Lineage: Eukaryota; Metazoa; Arthropoda; Insecta; Lepidoptera; Pieridae
Source: the annotation of a GenBank genome assembly